AUGGUCUUUCUAAGUAAUGCUGUAUCCGAUGCUCGGUUGAAUGAAAAAGAUGAAAUUGGUAAACCGGUGUUUUCAACUUGUGUUUAUGGUUCUCGAUGGACCACACAACCUAUUCCGAAAUAUUCCUUACCUGAUGAUGAAAUGCCACCGCAAGUCGCCUAUAAGCUCAUCAAAGAUGAUCUUCAGUUGGAUGGUAAUCCAGUACUGAACUUGGCGUCCUUCGUUACCACUUAUAUGGAAGAAGAAGCCGAGAAAUUAAUGUCGGAAAACUUGUCUAAAAAUUUUAUUGAUUAUGAAGAGUAUCCCGUGUCUGUUGAAUUGCAAAACCGUUGUGUUAACAUUAUUGCCCGUCUUUUUAAUGCACCCAUGGACAAUCCACAUUCCGAAGCAAUGGGAGUUUCAACCAUAGGUUCUUCCGAAGCCAUUAUAUUGGCUGUGUUGGCUAUGAAGAAACUGUGGCAAAAAAGAAGGAUCGCUGAGGGAAAGCCUAUCGAUAAACCAAAUUUAGUAAUGUCGGCAUCAGUUCAAGUUUGUUGGGAAAAAGCAACUAGGUAUCUUGAGAUUGAAGAAAAAUUUGUUUACUUGACUGAAGGCUGCUACAUUCUAGACCCAGAAAAGGCAGUUGACCUUGUUGAUGAGAAUACAAUUGGCGUUUGUGUUAUAUUAGGAUCAACUUAUACUGGUCAUUAUGAAGAUGCAAAAAAGGUCAAUGAACUUUUAAAAGUAAAAAAUGAAGCAAAUGGUUGGGAUGUACCAAUUCAUGUUGAUGCCGCAUCUGGUGGAUUUGUCGCUCCGUUCGUGAACCCUGAUCUUGAUUGGGAUUUUAGGCUUGAUUUGGUCCGUUCUAUCAACGUUUCUGGUCAUAAAUAUGGAUUAUGUUAUGCAGGCAUUGGAUGGGCAAUAUGGAAGUCUCCAAAGUAUUUGCCAGAAGAAUUGAUUUUUAAUGUGAACUACCUUGGAUCCGAUCAAGCAUCUUUCACGUUAAAUUUCUCCAAAGGUGCUGCAAAUGUGAUCUCCCAAUAUUAUGUAUUAAUUCGAAAUGGGCGUGCAGGAUUUACAUCGAUCAUGACGAAUUUGAUGCAAAUUGCUGAUUAUCUUGCUCAAUCUUUGGAAAAUACUGGCGUAUUUGAAAUUAUUAGUGAUAGAAAUGGUAAAGGAUUACCACUUGUAGCUUUUAAGUUGAAGCUUAAAGAUAUUCAUUAUGACGAGUUUGAUGUAGCCCAACGUCUCCGUGAGCGUGGCUGGAUUGUACCAGCUUAUACAAUGGCACCAAAUACUCAGCAUAUUAAAUUGAUGCGUAUUGUGGUUCGAGAAGAUUUUUCACGCGAACGGUGUGACAUUCUUCUCACUGAUAUUAUGGCCACUAUUGAUCUUUUGAACAAAUUAGACAAAGAAACUCUCUUUAAAAAGAGAACCUCGACUGCAAGUUGGAAUCUACUGAAAAGCGUUACGAGAGCUACUUUUGGUGGUGUUAAAAAUGUAUCACAUAAAACUAAUGGU
Molecule: messenger RNA, 1500 nt
Organism: Dentiscutata heterogama
Lineage: Eukaryota; Fungi; Glomeromycota; Glomeromycetes; Diversisporales; Gigasporaceae
Source: the annotation of a GenBank genome assembly